Molecule: messenger RNA, 1265 nt
Organism: Andrographis paniculata
Lineage: Eukaryota; Viridiplantae; Streptophyta; Magnoliopsida; Lamiales; Acanthaceae
Product: calcium uniporter protein 5, mitochondrial-like
Exons: 3
Coding region: 370-1089 (239 amino acids)
Biological process (GO): mitochondrial calcium ion homeostasis; calcium import into the mitochondrion
Cellular component (GO): uniplex complex; mitochondrial inner membrane
Molecular function (GO): uniporter activity; calcium channel activity
Source: RefSeq, a predicted model, not a curated record
UAUUUCAUUUUUAUAGUAACAAAGUUCUAAACCAAAAGAAUCAUUUAAAUAAAAUAAAUAAAAAGGAGCUAAAACCCUAGCGUGUGUAACGACACGCGCUUCACGCGCUCUACACCCAUACCUACCUCGCCUUAUCAGUCAGACAGCGUUCAGAUUUAAUCAACUCGUUUCCUAGCUGAAAGAUCCAUGGACCUCAACACCAGGCCAUCCAUGAACCGAUGAGCGGCGUCGAUCAAUCUGAACCUGAAGACCUAGGAGCUUCCUAUUUAUCACAGGUCGGAGCCUGCUUGCCGCCGCGGCGCCGGCUUUUUGGUGAAUCGGUACUGCAGCGCUUCCUCCGACGGCAGGGCGAGAGGCGACGAGAAUGCGAUGACGUACGGGGAGGCGAGGAGGCUGAUGCGCCUGGUGGAUGUGGCGGCGCUGAAGGAUCGGUUGGGGGUGGAGGACAAGGAAGUGAUCUCCUACGCCGAGCUCUUGACCGCCUGCGAGAGCGCCGGCGUCGCCAGGUCUUCCGACGAGGCCGCCGCCUUCGCUAAGAUCCUCGACGACGCCGGCGUCGUUUUGCUUUUCCGGAACAAAGUGUACCUCCACCCUGACAAGGUAGUUGAUUUGGUGAGGAGGGCAGUGCCAUUGACACUAUUACCGGACGACGACCCAUGUUGGGACGAGUUCAAGAAGUUGCAGGAAAAGAAGGAAGAGAUCGACAUGCUGGCGCACAGGCAGGUUCGUCGCAUACUCUGGACGGGGCUGGGGCUUGCCGUGGCGCAAGCCGGGCUGUUCUUCCGCCUGACGUUCUGGGAAUUCUCGUGGGACGUGAUGGAGCCCAUAGCCUUCUUCACAACAAUGACGGGGAUUGUAAUAGGCUACGGCUACUUCUUGUGCACUUCCCGGGACCCGAGCUAUCAAGAUCUUCUCAAGAGGCUGUUCCUCUCCAGGCAACGGAAGCUCAUCAAGAAGUAUAAGUUCGAUAUCCAGAGGUUCUUGGAGCUGCAGAGCAGGUGCAAGGUGCCGCUGCACCACUCGUGCUCUGCAAUCAAGAGACGGAUAGGAGUCGAGCUCGAGCCCGAGGAUCUCUUACAUGAUCAUUGAAGGUGUGAUCCACAGAUCCUUCAAAUUACUGAAUCAAAAUUUUACAUCAGUGAAUCAAAAUCUUUACCUAUUGAUUCGACUACUUACGGCGAUACUAUGUGACUUGUUUGAACAGGCAAUGUAAUACAUACAAAAUUCGCAUAGUUUUUUAAUACUAACCAUCAUUUCAAUUUUCA